Trichogramma pretiosum is the source of this 4634-nucleotide messenger RNA. It is a transcript of the gene IP3K2, whose product is annotated as inositol-trisphosphate 3-kinase B. Gene Ontology annotation, biological process: inositol phosphate biosynthetic process. Gene Ontology annotation, cellular component: nucleus; cytoplasm. Gene Ontology annotation, molecular function: inositol tetrakisphosphate kinase activity; inositol-1,4,5-trisphosphate 3-kinase activity. Lineage: Eukaryota; Metazoa; Arthropoda; Insecta; Hymenoptera; Trichogrammatidae. Bases 530 to 3523 code for a protein of 997 amino acids. The record is from RefSeq and is a predicted model, not a curated record. The transcript is spliced from 8 exons.
GUUCGGUCGAUCACAUCGCCGCCUCGUUGUAAAUCAUCAUUAUUGAUUAUUAUUACCAAGUAGUGCAACACGCGGGUGAAUAUUGUGCGCAGCGCGAAUCAUUAUCGUGUGUAUACGUUCUGUGCGGUCAUCGUGCCACCCUCGAUACACCGAGGCCCUACAAGAGAUAUAGAGUUCGAUACGCAUCGGUAUCAUUUUUCUCGCUUUGCCGCAUGAUCGAAGAAAGAGAUGUGGAAAGGGCUUGAAAAGUUCGUCUUCUAUGUGGCAGUAUAGCGCAUCGCUGAGAUAGAUUUCUCAUUGCUAUCCGCGCGAUCUCCUUUUUCUGCCGUCAACGAGUCGCGCGAGAUGGAUGUCAGUCGGUCUAUCUGCGCACUCUUUAUCGAGGUUGCGGUUGUGCAGCAGCAUCAUACGCAGUUGCCACCGUCGUCGCUGCCAUCGCACCACAAAUGACAGGCCGUAGCCCCGCGGUAAGAAAAAAAGAAGACGAUUCCCUGGCUUCUUGCAACAACGACUCUACCGAUCGGAGAAGAUGCACUCGAAAAACGAGGAGACCGAGGCGGAGAGCGCCGAGCGCUACGACGAGUUCGGCUACCCGCGGCAGCAGCAAGACGCCGCCGCCUCCUGCGCGAGACGCCUCUCGGUCCAGUCGUCGCGCUCCCAGUCCAACAAGAGCCCGCUGCCGCUGACGAGCAGCGACGAGGGCAUCGAGUCGGACGCCAGCGAUCUGCGAUCUAGCAGCGGCGGCGGGGGUGGCGGUGGCAAACGCCGUGGCUCGCGUUGCUGGAGCUUCGACUCGAGCGCGACCAGCGCGAGCUCCAUGAGCGGCGGCAGCAGCGUGGCCGAGGACGAGGCGAUGAUCCUCCUGCUCGAGCAGCAGCACAGCGACGAGCCGUCGCCCAAGAGCAAGGUCGUACGCUGCUGCAGCAGCGACAGCGCCGUACUCAGCGACGACGAUCAAUCCAAAGGCGAGAACGACAGCAGCGGGGCUUCCGCAGCGGCCGCGUCGCCGACGACGACGUCCUCGUCGAGCUGUCCCCGAUCGGCGGGCCGCUACUGGCGCACCCCGAGCGUCGUCGUGUCGGAUUACUCCGACUACUCGUACCUGGAGGAGAGAUUCGAGCGCAGCGACGACAGCGAGCUCGACCGCGUCGAUUGCUGCGGCGGUGGUAAUGGAGGUCCAGCUGGCUGCUCGCGCGCCAGCAGCUGCUCCUAUCUCAACAUCGACGACGACGACGACCGAGACGAUGAUUUCUUCGACGAUACGAGCGGAUUCGAGAUCACCACUGCCGCUGGACUAUCGGCAAGAGGUGUUACGACCCGACGUCGAAGACACUCGGACUCGUGCUGUCUGCGUCCGACUUGGACCAGAAGCAACAGCCAUCAAGCCGGUGGUGCUGCAGCUGGCGUCAACUCCGGCCGACGCAACUCUUGCCUAGCUACCUCGUCGAGGCUGGCCCCGAACGACUCCGGUAGCGACCAGCCGGACGGAGUCUGCGAUCCUACGCUCGCGGCAGGGCCUAAUUACGAGGAGGAGGUGGUCGCAGGGACCGCUCCGGAUCUCGAGCUGCUCUGUCCACCGCCGCAGCGCAAGAUAUCCGACUGCUCGACCCUGUCGAGCCUCAGCGGCGACGACGAGUCCGCCGACUUCGGUCAACUGGUGGCGGCCGCCGGACACAAACGAUCACAGGAACUGGCGGCCAAGCCGAGAGUCAUACCGAGGAUCGUUUACACGCGGCCGAGUUUCUGCAACGAUGAAGAAUCCGCCACGGCUGCUUGCACAAUAAGUAACAGCUCUGCCGUCAGCAGUAGCAGCAGCAGCAGCAGUAACAACAACGUCAGUGCAGUCGUCAUCGGUAAAUUGUCGGCUGCGGCAGCAGCGGCGGCGGCGGCGGCGGCAAAUCGAAAAUCUCUGCAGCAAUCGACUACGACGACGACGACUAUAGCGCCGAGACAUCGUAAAAUCGCGCGAAGCCGAGUGAAAAGGAGCUGCUCGAGGCGUCCCUCCUCGAGAUCGUCCAGCUCGUCCAGAAGUCCAUCGCCGGCGGCUGCCAAUCAUGCCAAUGACAAUACGAAGCGAGUGAUAAUUAGCAAUGGCAGCGACAACGACGCGACCGGAUACAGCCAGUACCUGCUGCAAGUGCCGCUGCAGAGCUAUCAGCAGCAACAUGGAGCGCCCGGUCAGUUCGACUGGAGCGACAACAGCAACGACGAUCUCAGCUCCGAGUGGGACUCGGAUCAGAGUCUGAAUUAUCGCGAUGAAAGUAACGAGGAAAGUAUCGUUGCUGCCGAUCGUCAUCAUCCGGUGCAGGACGAAGCCGAGACACGGAAUGAUGCUGACACAGCUACCGAGGUUCCUCGCUUACCCGUCAAGUCCUCGGGAUGGAGAAAGCUCAGGAGCAUCGUGCACUGGACGCCCUUCUUCCAGACGUACAAGAAGCAGCGUUAUCCCUGGGUGCAGCUGGCCGGCCAUCAGGGCAAUUUCAGGCCGGGCCCCAAGCCCGGCACCAUCCUGAAGAAGCUCUGCCCCCAGGAGGAGGCGUGCUUUCAGCUGCUCAUGAAGGACGUGCUGAGGCCCUACGUGCCCGAGUAUCUGGGCGCGCUCGAGUUGCGCAGCGAGGAACAACAACCUCCGGCCAAAGUCGAAGCGGCAGUGGAAGCUUCUCAGACGGCCACGGAUAAUCAUAAAAACAACAAUGUCAACAAUAACAACAUCAACAAUAACUACAACAACAACAACAAUAAUAAUAGUAAUAGUAAUAGUAAUGGCGCGACGGGCUGCAAAGACUCGUACCUGCAGCUGCAGGAUCUGCUGGCGGACUUCAAGGAGCCCUGCGUGAUGGACUGCAAGGUCGGCGUGAGGACCUACCUCGAGUCCGAGCUGGCCAAAGCCAAGGAGCGACCAAAGCUACGCAAGGACAUGUACGAGAAGAUGGUGCAGGUGGACCCGACGGCGCCGAGCGACGAGGAGCGCCAGCUGCAGGGCGUCACGAAGCCGCGCUACAUGGUGUGGCGCGAGACCAUCUCGAGCACGGCGACGCUCGGCUUCCGGGUCGAGGGCAUCAAGCUGGCCCAAGCGGGCUCGUCCAAGGACUUCAAGACCACGAGGACGAGGCAGCAGGUCAUGGACGCGAUCAGGCGCUUCGUCGAGGGCUAUCCGCACGCGGCCGGCAAGUAUCUGCAGCGUCUGCAGGCGAUACGCGCCACCCUGCGCGCGUCCAGCUUCUUCGCCGGCCACGAGGUGGUGGGCUCGUCGCUGCUCUUCGUGCACGACGCCAGGGCCGCCGGCGUCUGGAUGAUCGACUUCGCCAAGACUCUGCCGCUGCCGGAGCACCUCGAGCGCAUCAGGCACGACGCCGUCUGGCAGGUGGGCAAUCACGAGGACGGCUAUCUCAUUGGCGUCAACAAUCUCAUCGACAUAUUCAAGGAGAUCGUUGCGGAUGGUGUUGCUGCUGUGGAUGGUGGCGUCGAAGCAGCAGCAGCAGCAGAGGCCGUAGUAGUCGAUGAUCACGAUGGGCCGACUUGAGAAUUGCCAAUAUAACGCGUAAAACGCGAGAGGUUUUCGCGAGAGGACGAUUAGUAUUAUGUAUCUUGUAUUCAUUGUGUACGAGCGAGAGUCGAUGAUUGUGUGCCUUUUGUGCAAAUCCGUGUGUGGCCUACCCUGAGCGCUUGGAGUGUCCGCGAGUGCGCGUGUCUCGUUUAUUUCGUAUCAAAAAGACAUUUUUUAUAGAUUAAAUUAAUAUAAAUAUGAUAUAAUGUAACGGAGGAACGAUGAAAUUCUGGUCAGUGUGUCAGUUCGCAUCGACGCUUUUGCGCUCGGCAGUAAUGUGUAUAAUAACACACGCCUGUGUGCGGUGCAACUCGCGCGCAGUGCAGCAGCAUCUAUAUAACGUGUAAACAAGUAUUUGCUCGACGCUUAUUAUAUAGCAUACACACAUGUAACGUACAGGCUCUGUACUAGCAAAACAAUAAUACCAAAGACGCAGCGAGACGGGCUGCAAUAAUAAUAACCCAGAGAGAGAGAGAGAGACGCGCGCGCGGCGGAAUGUGCUCUCGGCAUGGACGAUGAUGCCGCGCGGAGGAGCAUUUCCUCAUUAUGUGUACAAACACCGACUCGCAAAAUAUAAUAAUGUAAUAAUGAUGCCACAUUGUGUGUACAAUACGUGCGGCCCCGGGCACGCGUGUGCCUUAUAUGUAUAGAGAUACUACAUGUGCGAUUGGCGUGUAAUGAGUCGCAUCGUUCAUAAGUUUUUCUUUUUUUUUUUUGCUACGAAUACAUUCUAUCAUCUCUUUAUAAUUCAUAUACACACACACAGAACUCUUCUCGUUAGAAGAAUCACCGCAUUGCAAAAGCAUCGAAUGGAUUUUUGCCAUAAAAUAUAUAUCUUUUGUAUGAAUGUUAUAUAGUAAUGUUUAAAUAGUCGAAUUUUCUAUUACACGAAUAGAUUAUAUUUUUGUGUCGUACGUUUAGCUCGUAGAUUUCGAAAGAUUAUACUGAAAAAGAGUCGUGAAAUGCUGUUUACAUAAUUUCUGAGUAAAGUAUACCGUUGUUCAACAAGAAUUUGACCAAUUAUUAUUAAUUAUUCAUUUAUAAAGAGAAAAAGUUAUUAAAAUAACGAAGCGUUGUGUAAUUUAAA